Molecule: messenger RNA, 986 nt
Organism: Chara braunii
Lineage: Eukaryota; Viridiplantae; Streptophyta; Charophyceae; Charales; Characeae
Source: the annotation of a GenBank genome assembly
CGACGCGAAAAAAAAAUUAACCCCAAUGGCCUGGGCAUUUGAAAUUCGAAAUUCGAAUGACUGCUGCGACGACGACGACGUGUGGCUGGCGGCACGAGGACGGCGUUCUGCGAAAAGGGGCCGUCCAGGGGCCGUUGCAAGUGCGCGGGCAGCAAGUGGUGCGGCCAUCGCCGUGGACCUUUGCACAUGUCGACUGCGCCUUGCUUCUCAUUUUUGUGAGUGAAGGACAGCAAGCAGAGAAAAGGGGCCACCUUUCGACGGACAUCUCCGGCUUCUUCGUCGGAUGCGGAAGGACGACACAGACGGCAGCGCAAAGACGGGACUGUGGGCACGUCGCGGCUAUGGAGGGCGGCGCAGAGGGUAGACGUGAUGUGUUGACAUGUCGUGAGCUGCCGGCCGUGUCCACGAUCGUUCUUCGAUGUCAGCAGGAGAGGGCGCUGGGGCGACUGAAGGAGCUGUUGCGCGCGCGCAGACUGAGGACAUUGACGCAAGCUCCGGACGAUAGGGCCGAAUACGAGGCGACGUCGGAGGCUGUUAUUGAGUUGUGCUACGCGUUGGGUUGCGGCGUGAUUCCUUGUGCGACGCCGCGGUGGUGGGUAAAGCGCAGGACAGGAGGCACGUGGGAAGACCUCGGGCAAUGCGACGACGCGACAGACGACUACUUCCAGGAUAAGCUACGAAUGUCGCUGCGAGUGUUCCGGGAAAUCGCGGAGGCGUGUGCGCCUCAUCUUCAGCGGCGGGUGACGUUCUACAGGGAGCCUUUGCAGCCGAACCAGAUUGUGGCAUACGCAUUGUACAGGUGGGCUUCGGGGGAGACGUACGAGAGCAGCACGUGCAACUUCGGGAUUGGACGAGCUUCUGGGUUGAAUGCCGUCUGCGACGUGAUUGCCUCGCUGCUAAGGGUAUUUGGAGAGAAUCGCAUGGCCUACAGGGGUUCGUAAACUCGUCGUUCUGCGGGCGUUUGUUGAUAAAGGGUUCCCCAGCUG